UUAAUUCCUUUCAGCUUUAAUGCUUUACUUUCAGAGUGUGACUAGUGCUGUUCCUGGAAAAAAUUAUCACAUGUCAGUAACACAAUGAGGACCCUUCAUAUUGUUUUGGUGGCCUUCUUAUUUACCUUUGGUUCUUCCAGAAGUAGAGGAAAGAACUAUGAGAAGGAAAAAGUCUGCGAGGGGCUCAAUACUUUGGGAAAAGAGAAAUUCAAAGAUCUUUUCACAGUUUUGUACAGCCAGAAGUUCCCCAAUGGCACAUUUGAAGAAGUCAGGUGUGUUGCUGAUGAAAUGCUUAAACUAGCAGAAAAAUGCUGUUCAGAAGAGGCUACUCCUGACUGCUAUGACACUGGGGCGACUAGGAUAUCCGACAUUUCAUGUGGGAAGGACUCGCCGUUUCCCAAACAUCCGGGAAUCGGCACAUGCUGCGCCGAACAGGGCCUGGAGAGGAAGCUGUGCUUGGCCAGCCUGCGCUACACCGCCGAGGAGCUCCCCUCGCUCCUGGAACCAUCAAACGAAGAAAUAUGUGAGCAGUACCGACAGAACGCUAGUGAAUAUUCAUCCAGGUACAUGUACGAAGUUGCACGGAGACACAGAAGUACCCCAGCUGGAUUAGUGCUCAAUGCAACUGCCCGCUACCUACAGAUGCUUGAAAAAUGCUGCAGUCCUGCAGCAUCCAACCCCUGCUUUUUGAGUGAGAGGUUGCAGCAAAGGGAAUCAAAUGUUUUCCUGAGAUUCACGACAGCUGUUUGCCAAAACCAAGUGAACUUGAAAUCUCAUAAAACUGGGUUGACUGUAUAUUAUGGGAGCAUAUUGGGAAUCCCAUUUGAAGAGGCAUCGUCUAUUGCUAGUUAUCUGCAUGACGGACUAGCAAAAUACUGCUUAGAACCGAAGGGUGCGUACAUCAUCCAGGAGUUCACAGACUUUCACAGAGUCCUCUGUAAUGACUCCACACUGGCAACCAAAUCCGCUGAGUUUCAGAAGUGCUGCAGCAAACCGCCUCUGGGCACUCUUACCUGUGUCGAUGACCUGAAAAAACAGCCUUACAUGUCGACGGGAACCGAGCAGCGUCUCUCAGCUGACCUCUGCAGUGAAGCCAGUCAGGAUGCCAUUGAAAGGUAUUUGUUUGACGUCGGAGUGAAGCGCCCCUCUGUGUCUCUGCCAGUGAUGGCUACUGUGGCCGAUAACUUCGCGCGCACCGUGAAGCUCUGCUGCGAGAGUGCUGACGCCGAGUCCUGCAUGGAGGGAAAGAAAAGCCAUUUGAAAGGGAUUACAGAAUUUCUGUCCAAGGCUGACGACAUUUGCUCACAGUAUUUUAAACUGGAUUUCUCCGCAUUCAAAAAAAAGGUGCUGAGGGACGUGGAGGGGGAGCUGCCGCAGGCUGGCAGGGGCGAUGCUGACGCCAGAGCCGGCGCGCUCGUGGAAUUUGCGGCGACGUGCUGUUCCCGACACGCACCGCCGGUGCAGUGCCAGAACCGGGUUGAAGCCUUCAUCACUCCCAGUGAAGAUGACUCUGCAGUUUGAACAGCAAGACCCAAGCCAUUGAUUGGAUAACCGAGAAAUGUAUAAAAUGGAAAUGCCAAUGCUGAUUGCUCAAUAAAUUUCAAGACUGA
Messenger RNA from Megalops cyprinoides (Indo-Pacific tarpon), 1610 nucleotides. It is a transcript of the gene gc, whose product is annotated as GC vitamin D binding protein. The coding region runs from base 85 to 1521 and encodes 478 amino acids. NCBI's taxonomy places the organism in Eukaryota, Metazoa, Chordata, Actinopteri, Elopiformes, Megalopidae. Gene Ontology annotation, molecular function: vitamin D binding; vitamin transmembrane transporter activity. Gene Ontology annotation, cellular component: blood microparticle; cytoplasm. The transcript is spliced from 12 exons. The record is from RefSeq and is a predicted model, not a curated record. Gene Ontology annotation, biological process: vitamin transport.